Dendrobium catenatum is the source of this 990-nucleotide messenger RNA. RefSeq names its product scopoletin glucosyltransferase-like. NCBI's taxonomy places the organism in Eukaryota, Viridiplantae, Streptophyta, Magnoliopsida, Asparagales, Orchidaceae. The record is from RefSeq and is a predicted model, not a curated record. The transcript is spliced from 2 exons. Bases 1 to 990 code for a protein of 329 amino acids.
AUGGGCUCUAAAGCCGAUCAUCUCCACAUGCUUUUCUUCCCUUUCAUGGCUCAAGGCCACAUGCUCCCUAUGGUCGACAUGGCCAAGAUCUUCGCCGCUCAUGGUGCUCGCGUCACCCUUCUCACUACUCCCGUUAACGCCACCAUUAUCCGUCCCAAUAUUGAUGACUCAGUUCAUCUCCACAUCAUCCCUUUUCCCUCUGCUGAAUUCAGCCUUCCCGACGGGUGUGAGAAUGUAUCAUUUAUUCAUUCUAAUAACCAACACAUUAACUUCAUGAAAGCUACGUCUUCGCUCUGCCACCCUUUUGACUCUGUGCUUAGAGAUCUCAGGCCCGACUGUGUCGUAACUGACAUAUACUUUCCAUGGACAAACCAUGUUGCAAUCGCGAGAGGUAUUUUGAGGCUUGUCUUUCAUGGCACCAGCAACUUCGCAUUUUGUGCGAAAUGGGCUUUCGAGCAGUGUCGCCUGCUAAAUGACAAGGUCGAGUCCUUUGUCCUGCCCAACCUCCCACAUCGAAUAGAGAUGUUAAAAACACAAGUCCUGGACUGCAACAACUUAGCAAGAAUGCAAACGGAGAUCGUCAUGAAGACAGCUAAUGAGGCGAAAGAGGGGCAAUCAAAGAGCUAUGGCGCGUUGAUGAAUAGUUUCUAUGAGCUUGAGUCUGAAUAUGUGGACCUUUAUUGCAAGCUGAACGGAAGGGCAUGGAAUGUUGGCCCAGUUUCUCUAUGCAACAAGGAGGUGAUCAACAACUCAAUAAGAGAACCAAAGGUGUACACUUCUAAUGCAAAGUUGAGGCCAAUUGUGGAGGCUUCAGCAGUUACAACAGCUAUUAGGAGGUUGAUGGGGGAUGGGAUAGAGGCAGAGAAGAGAAGGAGGAGGGCAAAGGAACUUGGCGAGAUGGCGAAAAGAGCUGUGGAUAAGGGAGGGUCAUCUUAUGAGGAGAUUGGAAAUUUGAUGCAUGAACUAAUGGAACGAAAGAAGCAUGUGUAA